Penicillium verhagenii is the source of this 978-nucleotide messenger RNA. Its product is annotated as terpenoid synthase. The transcript has a single exon. Gene Ontology annotation, molecular function: carbon-oxygen lyase activity, acting on phosphates. The record is from RefSeq and is a predicted model, not a curated record. Lineage: Eukaryota; Fungi; Ascomycota; Eurotiomycetes; Eurotiales; Aspergillaceae. Bases 1 to 978 code for a protein of 325 amino acids.
AUGCGCCCUUCCAAUACGAGCCCCGAAUGUGAUUACGAAGAUAUUGUGAAAGGGUUUCUACUGGAAAUUGCGUACAAGCAACCAGACCAUGAUUUUGACAUUGAACUAAAGACUCGGGUGGAGUGUGCCUUUGAAUCCCAUGGGCUUUCGCGGGAGUUCGUGUCCCGAAUUGGACCAUAUAUCGAUACAGCGAUCGACAUAGCAUCCUUCGCAUAUCCCUUUGCCUCGCGUGAAGCUCGGGAUUACAUUGCCAUAUUCACUUCAUAUUGUGUGGCCAUUGACGACCUUGCGCCUGAGAUUAUAACAGACUUGCGGGAUUAUAUGAAUCGCUUGGUCCUCAGAAAGACACAUGGACACCAGCUACUCCGUGGCCUUACGAAGUUCCUGGGGGGGCAACAAACAUGGAGAAUAUUCGGACAGUUUGGUGGAGACAUGAUUGUCAAAUCAACUCUUGAAUACAUCUCAGUCACUGUCGUCGAGCAGAAUCAAGAGAAUAAUUUGCAUUUCUGUCGUGAUGCAUCCGACUAUCUGUUUUUCUUCAGGGCGAAAACAGGUCUUUCUGAGGCAUAUGCCUUUUUUUGCUUUCCUGAUGAGCGAGAUCUGACUAGAUACAUCACAGCUAUUCCAAGCCUCAUGGUAUUGCUGUGCUACAUAAACGACAUCUUAUCUUUUUACAAGGAAGAGAGCGAGGCGGGUGAUCCUUCUGGACUAAUACAAAACUAUGCCAAAGCCUUUGGUCUCACCUCCCUCCAGUCACUAUGCCAUAUCAGAAAGAAAACUGUCGAGGAAGCAAGAAAGAUUUGCAGAAUAAUGUCUGGAGAUGCUGUUAUGGCUGAAAAUCUCAACAGAUUCAUCUCCGGUUAUAUCUUCUUUCAUCUUGUUGGUAGGCGUUAUAGAUUGGAUGAAUUGAACAUUCCCGCUGCUGUUGAAUCAAGGAUUGUCUUUGAGAAAAUGGUUGAGCAGAAGAGACGUGGGUAG